Molecule: messenger RNA, 717 nt
Organism: Capsella rubella
Lineage: Eukaryota; Viridiplantae; Streptophyta; Magnoliopsida; Brassicales; Brassicaceae
Exons: 2
Coding region: 1-717 (238 amino acids)
Molecular function (GO): RNA-DNA hybrid ribonuclease activity; nucleic acid binding
Source: RefSeq, a predicted model, not a curated record
AUGUGCCCUCAUGCCCAAAGAGUUUGGAGAAGCUCUCAACUCAAUGUUCAAAAUUUGCUGGACAUUAGAAUCUCUUUGGACGACAAGAUCAAAUUUCUUUUGGAGAUCAACAAAAACCACACUCUCACAUUAAAGACAAGACAACUACCAUUUUGGAUCCUCUGGCGACUUUGGAAAAGUCGAAACUUUCUUUGCUUUCAGCAAAAAGACACUCAUUGGAGAAAGGAUAUUCAACUUGCUAGUAUAGAUGCUAAAGAAUGGGCAACAAUUUUAUCACAAGAAGAUCGUUUUCUGCACUCAUCUUCUUCUACUCCGGUUGUUCAGAAUUGGGUCCCUCUUCCACAAAGCUUUGUCAAGUGUAAUUAUGAUUGUAAUCUUCAACAGCAAGGAGAGAUUUCUAAAGCAGCUUGGAUCUUCAGAGACAGCAAUGGAACUUAUUUAGGAGCAUGUCAAAGUCAUCUACAAAGACGAUUAUCCCCUUUAGAGGCAGAACUCCAAGCUCUUUUAAUGUCGAUUCAACAUGCAUGGAGUAGAGGAUAUCGAAAGGUAAUUUUUGAAGGUGACAAUCAAACUGUCCAUAAGCUUGUCAUAGGAGAGCAACUUAAUUUUCAUCAUCAUAACUGGAUUCGUGACAUCAAAAUAUGGCUUAAUAAGUUCUCAGAAGCUAAAACCUGUUGGAUCCCACGUCUUGAAUGCCUUCGAAUGCAUUUCAUGUAG